This is a messenger RNA of Aspergillus aculeatinus CBS 121060, 1533 nucleotides long. RefSeq lists its product as uncharacterized. Lineage: Eukaryota; Fungi; Ascomycota; Eurotiomycetes; Eurotiales; Aspergillaceae. The record is from RefSeq and is a predicted model, not a curated record. The transcript has 3 exons. Bases 1 to 1533 code for a protein of 510 amino acids.
AUGGCCAACAGAACAUCCGUCCCCCCCAACGACCCCCAAAGCCCCCGCUGGCUCCUCGACCUCCAGCAGUGGAGAAUCGUGCCCUACACCGAUAUUCCACAGAGGAUUCUCGAUGGUGAAGGCUACGGCGUCGUCUCCUAUACAUGGGGCUACAUAGUUGAUGGUGGCAAGCCCGCCUCCGAUCCCCCCCAGGGUCUUUUAUGGGACGUCCCCGCCGUCAAGGGCUGGACACUCGCCAAAGCACGACAGGUGAUGGAGACGAUCGGGACCCGGUAUAUUUGGUGGGACUGGAUGCAUAUCUACGGCAAAGCCAAGAAAAGCAUCGUCUGGCUUCACGCGACCUGUUGGGAGCGGGAUUCGGCGAUUAAGGACUUGCUUCACCUGCGCAUACCGGACGACAAACCCAGAGAGGACGAAGAUAACCAGACUCCAGCUGAGCUGGAGGAACACACCAAUAGCCUGAUGAGACUUUUGAAGCAGGCGCACGAGACAGAGCGCUGGACGUGCUCCGGUUGGACGCUGCAGGAAGGCGUACUGUUGCACGAAACGGAGCUCGUCGAUGGCUGCGGACAACGACUCCCCGACAAGCACUUCUGGCUCAGCGACCAGGCCACUGUUGCGGACCUUACUGUUCCAAUUACUAGAUUGGCGUGGGAGAUUGCCAUCGCCUACUUCAUCAAGUCGCAGGGGUAUGAGCCGGAUGUCGGGACGCCGAUUCCUAAACGCCCGCAUGUUUUCGCACGACUACCGGAGCUGUGGUUGCGGCGGUCUCUGCAGACACUCACAGCCUCAGGCUUCGUCGCUUACUGGCAAAAUAGUCCCCUGGACAUCUUGGCCGGGAAGCGCGGGCGCAAGUUCGGCAAGAUCCAGGACUCUUGCUGGGCGCUUGUGGGCGCGUUGGGUAUUGAUAACAUUGAGGUCACAUAUGCUGAGGACUUUGGCAUGGACAAGGUGAAGCGGCGACUGCUGGUGGCGCUGUUUGACAAGUAUACGUGGGGGAUGUUGGCGCUGCCAUAUCCCGAGUCAAUCCAGGACGUACAUACCGGCGUGGAACGAGACUUUAGAUGGACAGACGUGGCGGAUGGGGCUGUGCUGCCGGUGCAUGCGUUCUGCGUGGAACAAAAAACCGCCGCUCCCGAUCCCAACCACCAGGAGCUGGAAUCUCUUAAGCCCAGUUACACAGAGACACACAACGUUUGCAUUCACAGUUGUAGCCCGACCAAAAGAAUAACUCUGUUCCGCGCUUCGAAAGAGGGGAUGGCCUGCUUCCGGCAUUACCGUCAAGACAAGGAUGGAUUGAAGAUUGUCUCGGCGGAGGAUACGGCCUUCGUGGAUGACAGUGUACUCGGAAAGGCGUGGUUUCUCCCCCUGCAUCAUGUGAAUAUGAAAGCCGGGGCUUUGGGUAGACGAUGUCUUGCGGUGCUGGGGUUGGGGGAUAAGGGCUCGAUUGGGGAACGGGCUGAGGCUGGAUUUGGGGUAUUUCCUUUUCUCACAGGAAUGCGUCUUAGCGUUGGGAGUUGUGGUACGCAUUAG